This is a messenger RNA of Impatiens glandulifera, 879 nucleotides long. Its product is annotated as metalloendoproteinase 2-MMP-like. NCBI's taxonomy places the organism in Eukaryota, Viridiplantae, Streptophyta, Magnoliopsida, Ericales, Balsaminaceae. Gene Ontology annotation, biological process: proteolysis; extracellular matrix organization; collagen catabolic process. The transcript has a single exon. Gene Ontology annotation, molecular function: zinc ion binding; metalloendopeptidase activity. The record is from RefSeq and is a predicted model, not a curated record. Bases 1 to 879 code for a protein of 292 amino acids. Gene Ontology annotation, cellular component: extracellular matrix.
AUGAAAAUGGUUCAUGUCUUGAUCUUGAUCUUGAUCUUGUUCCUAAUUGUACAAGCAUCAUCUUGUAAUGAUAAAACAUCAUCUUCCAAGUUUGUUAAACAAUUUAUGGGCUCCAAGAGAGGCGAUACAGUCAAAGGGCUUGAACAAGUAAGGAUUUACCUUUCCAAGUAUGGUUAUAUGAGUCCCUCCACAGAUGGUCACUACCAAAGGAGUCUCGACACAUUUAAUGACUUAAAUGUUUUUGAUCACGCCUUGAAAAAAGGUAUCAAGAAAUUUCAACUAUUCUUUAAUACAAAUGUUUCAGGGAUUUUAGACAACGAGACUUUGUCAAUAAUGGUGAAACAUCGAUUUAACUUCCCUGAUUUGGUCAAUGGAACUUCCAUCAAGCACGGGAUGAAGUUAGUCCGGGACCCCUUUAACAAUUCAUACUUUGCGUUUCUAGGACCAAAGUGGUCCAAGUACAGCCUAACCUGGGCUAUGCAUAACCAAAUGCCAGUAAUAUUUACUGAACCCCUUGAAUCUGCAUUUAAGACUUGGCAUGAUAACUCCAUGAUUUUUCUUUCCAAAGCUUCUUCAUUUAACACAGCGGAUGUGAAAAUAUAUUAUCUUAAGAGCGACCGCUUCGGUGACAGAUUUGCUCAGGCAUUUCAUCCGCCUUCGGGGACGCUCGAAUUCAACGCAGAGGUUACAUGGGGGAGCAUUGGACACCCUGAUACAAUAGACAUUGAAUCAGCUGCACUGCAUGAGAUAGGACACAUCCUUGGUCUUGACCACAGUGAGGAUCCAUCUUCCAUAAUGUGGCCAUUUCUAGAGAAAGGAGAACUCAGAAGAGUCUUGGGUACUGAUGACAUUCACGGAAUUUUCGAAUUGUAUUUCUAA